Molecule: messenger RNA, 1342 nt
Organism: Vanessa atalanta (red admiral)
Lineage: Eukaryota; Metazoa; Arthropoda; Insecta; Lepidoptera; Nymphalidae
Product: homeobox protein 4-like
Exons: 2
Coding region: 2-1342 (446 amino acids)
Source: RefSeq, a predicted model, not a curated record
AAUGCAGAUAAUUAUUGUAUUGUGUAUUAUUUUAAUGAGGCAUGUUUUGAUUGGUAUCACUUUUGAAGUUGGUGUACCGAAGAGAGAUAGCAUUUCGUCAAAAAAUAUUGUAAUUGGUAUUUUUGGUUUCAACGCUGACGGACCCAAUUCACCGAUAGAAAAUCACAAUGAGAAGAUUUUUAGAAUAACAAAAAAGGACAACUUUUAUGAAAGAAUUCUAGCAGAUCUAUAUUAUAACGAAAACAUAGGCAGCAAACCUUUAGUACAAAUUCAGCCUUUAGCAACGAAACUUAUAACAAGACCUUAUUAUCCGAUUUUGUUCAAGAAACUUUCAAGUAAGUGUUGCGUUGAGCGUGGAAACAAUUUAUGGAAUAAUAACCGGUUCGUCAAACAUUAUGUUCCUGAAAACGCGCUUUUAACAGCAAGCAAGUCGGUACCGUCAAUUACCAACAAUGAAAGAUUUUUUGUUCACAAAGAUAAUUUAACAAUUGUCGACAUUGAUGAGAAAAAUGAAGUUCCAGAACAAUAUUUAUAUAAUCAAAGUAGAGUUAACAAAACAAAUCAAGAACAAGCAAUAUCCGUUUCGAAUCAGAUUAAUUCUGACAUUAAAACUGAAAAAAACAUUCCGGCUGAUAAUAGUAAAAACCAACUGGCUGCUCAUUUAUCGCAAUUAAAAAAUGUUGAGAAUGACGACUUAAACGAUAUAAAAAUACAUGAAAAAGAGAUGACGUCUUCUAUGAAAAAUUAUGAACAGAUCGAAGAAGUGAUCAAUACAACAGACAGACAGACCGUUUCCGUCGAUAUUGAACAAAACAAUCAAAAAAAUGUUAUAUCUUUAAAUUAUACAAAGAAGAAACUCGAAACAGUACAUUCAAACAAUAAUAUCAAUAUUUACAACACAACUGAACAGAGCAAAAUUAAUGAAAUUGAAAAAAAUAAUAAAAACGAUUCUAUGUCUGGCAUUUUAAAAACAAAAGAUGUAUGGCCACAACUAUAUUCGUCUUUAACUAAAAUUAAUACUUCUAUUUCUUUAAGGGCUUUUCAAAAUGUAAUGAAUGAUUUUAUGACGUCAGAUUUGAAAUCGAAAAAUGUCUCUUCGCAGCAACACAAGUAUGUAAAAGAGAAUCUCGUAAAACAGCGUAUAAUUAUGAAUAGCGAUAAUUUUAAUGAUGACAAUAUAGCUUACAUAAAAAACAAGCUUUCCUUGAGCAAUGUUGCUACACUGGACAAACCCAUUCCUUCCGAUAAACCUUUUCUUGACAGUAAUGAUGAUUCAGAAACUUUGGAAAACAAAUACACUCGACUGUCUUUAAAGGAAAGAGGUGAUAUUCCCAACAUUUAG